CGACGAAUGUUUUGCCGUUCCUUGUAAGAAUGAAGGAGUUUGCACUGAUGGAGACAACACCUUUACUUGUGUCUGUGCUGAUGGCUGGACUGGGACUACGUGUGAGGAUACCGACGAAUGUUUUGCCGUUCCUUGUAAGAAUGAAGGAGUUUGCACUGAUGGAGACAACACCUUUACUUGUGUCUGUGCUGAUGGCUGGACUGGGACUACGUGUGAAGAUACCGACGAAUGUUUUGCCGUUCCUUGUAAGAAUGAAGGAGUUUGCACUGAUGGAGACAACACCUUUACUUGUGUCUGUGCUGAUGGCUGGACUGGGACUACGUGUGAGGAUACCGACGAAUGUUUUGCCGUUCCUUGUAAGAAUGAAGGAGUUUGCACUGAUGGAGACAACACCUUUACUUGUGUCUGUGCUGAUGGCUGGACUGGGACUACGUGUGAAGGUAUCUGACAUGUGCACGGUUAGCAUCGGGAGUGCUACCAACUUUUUACCAAGAAUCUCAAUCGACUGUCAGAGAUCUUAUCUGAUGCCAUAUACCUUCAACAUCCCGUCCACCCAAAUCGUCAAUUGGUGA
Strongylocentrotus purpuratus (purple sea urchin) is the source of this 572-nucleotide messenger RNA. RefSeq lists its product as uncharacterized. Lineage: Eukaryota; Metazoa; Echinodermata; Echinoidea; Camarodonta; Strongylocentrotidae. Bases 30 to 572 code for a protein of 180 amino acids. The record is from RefSeq and is a predicted model, not a curated record. The transcript has 5 exons.